Oldenlandia corymbosa var. corymbosa is the source of this 3372-nucleotide messenger RNA. The record is from the annotation of a GenBank genome assembly. NCBI's taxonomy places the organism in Eukaryota, Viridiplantae, Streptophyta, Magnoliopsida, Gentianales, Rubiaceae.
AUGGAUCAUGCCAAUUCGAAUCACGAUUCGGCAUACGCCCCUUCUGCAACAACGGCGUUUUUAUAUUUCCCGGCCAACGACGACAACGACGGCGAAGACAGCAAUACGACGGCGUCGUCUCAGCCACUGCAUUCCUCUCCAAAGCUCCCUCCGAGGCUUCGUCGUCGACUUCUCGAGCCGAAAAGCAGUUCUCCGUCAACCACCGCAGAAGACAUUGAAAACAAGCUCAGGCACGCGCAGCUCCGGCGAGAGCAAUUCUAUGAAUUAUUAGUGAGCAGAGCACGUCCAAAAUCUAGAUCUUCAGGAUGGUCAACUUUGCAAGAGGAAGGUCUUGGCCAGCGACUGGAAGCUAAGCUUUACGCAGCCAAACAAAAGAGAUUGAGCAUCCUCGCAAGUAUUCGGAAGCGGUUGUCCAGAAUUAAUGAACUGCGACAAGCUGCUAAAAAUGGAUUGGAACUGCGUUUGGACAAAGAAAGGGAGGCUUUGGGUGUAAAAAUUGUGUCACGGGUGCAGAAAGCCGAAGCAAACCGCAUGCUCCUUCUAAGAGCACGUAAGCAGAGGAAGAUGGCGGAAAAAGAGAGAAUCGUUCAAUCGUUAAUGAAAAGGACAAUUCAGGAGAAAAAAUAUAAGGAGCUUGUGUGGGCUAGGAUCCGCUGUAAACGUGCUGCUGCUGAAAAGAAACGUUUGGGGGUGUUGGAGGCACAAAAAUCUAGGGCGCGAGAAGUUGUAUUGCAAGCUCAUUGUAAAGCUUUUGCUGUGAAAAAUAAGCAAAUGAUUGAGAGUGGGGUGCGUAAGAAACAACUGGAAGCUAAACUUCUCAGGGCUAAGAGGCUCCGGAUGGAACUUCUUAGUAGGAGAGCGAAAUUACGCUGUUCAGCUAACUCCCCUUCUGGACUGGUUGACCCUGCUCUUCUGGCAAAGAAGCUCGCCAGGUGUUGGAGACAGUUUGUGAGGGACAAAGGAACUACACUCUGUUUAGCAAAAGCGUAUGCCGCCCUGGAAAUCAAUGAGAAGGCUGUCAAGUCGAUGAUGUUUGAGCAACUUGCCUCAAAAAUUGAGUCUAGUGCUACUAUCAGAACUGCUAAAGCUUUUCUUGAUCGUCUUGAGUUGCGUAUCAAAAUUAAACAAGAGGUUGACCAUGCUGAUAAUCAGUUUAGAAUGGAAAGGAUAGAUCAUCUGCUUAAACAUGUCAUAUCCCCUGGUAAAAUAAAUGUUAGAAGGACUGAAAAGACAGGCUCUAGAAACAUAAUCAGAAGCCAGGUGAAAUUAUCUAGGUACCCAGUUAGAGUUGUUUUUUGUGCGUACAUGAUAUUGGGGCAUCCGGAUGCAGUUUUCAGUGGAAGGGGGGAAUAUGAAAUUCCUCUUGCUAAAUCUGCUAAGUCCUUCGUGGAAGAGUUCGAAUUGUUAAUCAGAAAUCUACUACAGGGGCCACGUGUGUCUUCACUUGAGGAGAUGUCUUCUCCUGGAAGCCGUCUUUCCUUUUAUUCUCUGUUGGAGAAGUUCGAUAAAGCUUGGUGCAUUUAUCUGAAAUCCUUUGUCGCCUGGAAGGUUCAUGAUGCUAAGUUGUUGGAAGAGGAUUUGGUUAGAGCUGCCCGCCAGCUAGAGCAUAACAUUAUGCAGAGUCAGCAGCAAGCUACAGAGGAUAGUGGUUACCCUGAGGGCCGCAUAAUGGUCAACUGUGACAAGGUGAUUGAAAAUGAUAAGUUUGUUGCAGAAAAUGUGCAGCAGUUGGAUGCUUUAGUUUCAGUUUAUUCGUCUGAGGGUGCAACAAUCAGUGAUCCAAGGGAAGCUGCUACAGAAGUCCGUCCUGGAUUCCAGAAGUCAUCCGUAGAUGAGUUUUUAAGUGCACUGAAUGGGCAGGUUAUAGAAAAUCAUGUGCCUCAGGGCGCAGCUGCUGUAGCAGACAAUGAAGUGCUUGUGAAUGAAAUUGUUCAUGGACAUAAAAGAAGCUUGUUUGAUGGUUACAGUAUCACUUCUGAGGACAAAGAAAAUGUGAAGAAACUUAUUCGAGACGCGAUGGAACAAGCAUUCUGGGAUGGUGUUUUAGAAAGUAUACAGCAGAAGGAGCCUGACUAUAGCUGGGUCCUUAAACUCAUGAAGGAGGUUCGAGAUGAACUGUGUGCCUUGUCACCUUCAAGUUGGAGUGACGAAAUUGUUGGAAUGAUUGAUAUUGAUAUUCUAUCACAGGUGCUUAAAUCAGGUGUGGUUUACAUGGAUUAUCUGAAAAGAAUAUUGGGCUUUGCAAUGGUUACAUUGCAAAGACUUUCUGCUCCUGCAAAUGAAGCAGAGUUGAAGUCCACACAUCAGAAGUUACUAGAAGAGUUGAAUGAAAUUUCUCAAGCAACAGAUUUUGAUACCGUGUUUGCACGUUUGAUAAUUAAGGGUUUACAACUUGUUUUGCAGCAGAUUCAGAAGCUCAAGCACGAUGUAAGUAAAGCACGCAUUGCUAUUUUGGAGCCUGUUAUAAAGGGACCAGCUGGUUUGGAAUAUUUGAAAAGUUCUUUUGCGAACCGCUUUGGAGAUCCUACUGAUGCUGCUGCCUCUUUACCGUUGGUGAUGCAAUGGUUUUCUUCUAUGGUGGAGGAUUAUGAGAAGGAAUGGAGGGAGUAUCUUGAUGCUAUUUCAAAUCUGUCUUUGCCUGGUCCUUCGCCUUCCACUCUUCGCACUGGUGGUAGCAUCUUGAAGGAAGUAAAAGUUGGUAGCCUGCCAACAGGAUCUGAAGAACUGGAAUGCAAGGGGGAGAAAGUUGAUCUUCUCCUGAGGCUUGGUUUGCUAAGGCUUGUGAGUGAAGUUGAUGGGUUGACAGUUGAAAAGCUACCAGAGACUCUUAAACUGAAUUUACUUAGAUUGAGGGAUGUCCAGUCUCAGCUUCAGAAAAUAAUUGUCAUCAGCAGCAGUAUCUUGGUUCUGCGUCAAACCCUUUUGAGCGAGAAACUUGUGACCAACUCAACAGAAAUGGAAAACACAGUCUCAAAAUGCGUCAAAGAUCUCUCAGACCUGCUGGAUAAUUCAGAAGAUAUUGGAGUAUCUGAUGUAAUAGAGGCGAUGAAUUGUUUCUCUGAAGGUGGUGAUGAUAUUGACAGAUGCCAAACAAGGAAAGAAUUGAUGGCGAGGAUGUUAGCGAAGAGCUUGAGAGCAGGAGAUCCCAUUUUCAUGCACGUGUCACGCACUGUUUACUUGGCCGCUCGAGGAGUUGUGCUUGGUGGGAGCGGAAUGAAGGGUAAGCAGCUAGCAGAGACUGUUCUCAAACGAAUUGGGGCCUCGCUUCUGACUGAGAAACUGGUAGAGGCUGUGGAAGAGCUGGUGGUGACUGCUAUAGUUUCUGCAAAGGUUCAUCGGCCUUGGUAUGAGCAAAUCCUUGUUAAUAUAUAG